UCCUCUACUAAACGUUGUUCAGGUCGGAGGUUUCGGAGUCCUCCCUAAGAUGUUGGGAUAUUUUAGUAUUAAAUGGUGCCUUCUGGAAAUGAAGAAACAGACGAAACCAGAAGUGUUCCUAGACGAUUACCUAAACAGCAUUGGUCUGUGGCGGAAACAACUUCCAAGAGAUGGAUUGUCACUGUUUAGAGCAGUAUCUGAACAGUUGUUUAUGACCCAGUUCUACCACACAAACUUGUAUGAAGCUUGUCGAAUUGUCUUCUUUCACCUGAGAAAAGACCCAGAAUGGGACUGGAAUGAAUAUGAAGUGAUGAACAUAUUAUCUCGGAUGUACAAGAGAGAUUUCCUGGUUUAUGAGUGUGCAGGUCAGCCACCUGUUCUUGGUUCAUACAACAAUUACAAGGAAAAGAUUGUUUUGUGCCGUGUCAAUGACAACCAGUUGGAUUCUGUGUACCCCAAGAGUGUCCAGGAAAGUGCUGCCAUCGUCCAAUCUGUUGUGUAUGAGAUUCUUUAUCGAGGGGUGUUUAAGCUGGACACAGAGUUAACAGACGCUGUUGAGCUGAUCCGAGACCAAAACAAGCGCAAGAUGAGUUUCCUUGGAAACAGGUUUGAAGAACUGGAAGAUGCUUGUAUUAAGAGACUACAGGAGUGUGGCAUAAAGGACCCCCCCUGUCGCAAGCCAACCCCACCCCUGCCGUACAGGAUAGCAAAGGCGCUGGACCCGUGUAUCUUUAGAAACGUGGAGCUGGAUAUCUGGGAGGAGGAAUGCAGGGAGCUGAAGAAGGAGUCUCCUGAGUAUAGAAAGAGGUUUUCCCUAGGAGACAAGUGCCAGGUGAUCCUGGAAGGGGAACAUUACCAUGGCCACAUACAGGAGCUGAAGGACGACUCUGCGCUUGUCUAUAUACAAGAGCUUGGAGAGAAAAGGAUUGUUUUGAUCAGCAGUCUGAAGACUCCACCGUCUGCCCGUUAUCGCUUCAACAGGAAACAUCUUCACCAUAAACAGGAGACAGAAGCUAGUGGAGAGGAGGGUUACUAUAGCAACCAGACAUCCCAUUACCAUAGUCAUCAGUCCAGGUCAUCCACCCCGCGAUCCUGCAACACCCCACCCUUACAGAGGUACAAGGUGAAACCCCAGGGAUACAUUUACCCAGCAAACCCCAUCACAAUGAUCAAUGGUAAUGAAGCUUACGUAGGCAUGGAGAUGCAGCAGGUACCGACCCUUGACAACGAGAAUAAAAGGAACCUCAAUCAGCUGCCAGCAGGCGGGGUUUUGGAGCCCUACCAACAAGCCAUGAUGUACCCACAGCCCGGAGAUACUAGUGGUCAGUACAUGUAUGGUCCCAUGGUCGCACAUGGAGGUCAGAUGUACUCGUGUGUGUGUGUGCCCCACCUGGACAGUAUAGCCAUACAGGACGUGAACGUGUACUGUCCACCCUCACAGGACAUGGCCGGCAAUGACCUGCCAGAGGUGAAUACCUUGAGGUUUUUCUUCAAUAUGGGUGUUGAGAACUACCGGAGCGUCAGUCAGAACGGCAGCUAUCAGACAGAGACAACGCCAGCCCUCGUAGCCCCUGGGAUGUACAUGACUGCGGACCAGGUCAACGGCAACUACUUUGGUCAGUUAGCCCUUCCCCCCGCCCCAGCACAGACCCCUGCUAUUUCGGCCCACAGUAACCAUGGUAACCAAACAUACGUUCCAGCAUCCAAUACCCAUUCUAGCUCCAAAGGUAGCCAGCCUAGUGCAAGUGGGCCUGGCAGUGCCCUCACCUCUCCCAGUAAGAGUGAAAUGUCCAUCGCCUCGUCAAAUGAUGAUGCCCCUGACAACAAUGACUCUGGGUGUGACACGGAGAGCACAUCCAGCAACCAUGGUGACAGCUCUGUUAAGGAGCCCCAACAGUCCGCCAUGGAGCUGGAACUGCAGCUGGAUAAUUACAUCGCUAACGUCUCCGAAAUACCCCAGCCUGCUACCACUGCUAAUACCAAUGGUUCAGAGUUUGCUGAGCCCUCUAAACCAAAGCUUAAAAAGAGGAAAUAUUACAUGUAUGGUAACCUCAAGCUGGUAAAACCUAUCAAAGAUAUCCCUCCUCGGUACUUAACUCUGCUCUCUCAGUUGGGUAAAGAGAAGAGUAGGUGUGAGGGGGAACCAAUCAUUGUACCCUUCCUGCCCCCCAGGCGUCACUAUAACAGAAAUGCUCAUGUAAAUGGUCAUAAAAAUGUCAAUGAAAACAGUGUACCUGGUGAGAAUCUAUUUAACCCAGAAGCUAAGAGUUUUGUGCCGAGUGGCAACGUUAUGCAGGACCCCAGCAUUAUAGCUUGCAGUAUAACACCGAAUGCUCCCUCCUCGUCUAAUGUGUAUGCACAUGCUUAUCCAUCUGGUGCUGGUUCUGUAUACCCAAAUAAUAUAGUACAGUCAGUAGCUAACCGCGGUGGUGGUGGGAACAAUAAUGUAACCUCGAGUGUUAGUGUUAGUAACCAUAACAACAGUAAUCAUGGUGUUGGACAUAAAUAUAGCAUGCCUCCUCCUUUCUCCACAGGUCCCAGUCAAGCUUUUGGGCCAAUCCCCGGCAGCAUGCAAUACCCUGUUUUCUACAGCACAGGUGCAGCCCCAUACCCGGGCUUAGUACCGGGCAUGUACAUGCCUCCCCAGAACUGUAACGUCCAGCCACCACAGAUGCCUGUACCCCAUCUACAGGCUACACAGUAACAUAUGCAUGUAUCACUGGUGAAAUGUGCUCAUCCUUAGUGCUAUAGACUUACUCUAACAUUGUACAUGUUGUUGAACCCGAGUCGGCAACAUGCAGCAUAUCUUUAUUCUAAGAAUAAUCAGAAGAGUUCUAGUCAGUCAUACUAAAAACGCAUGUAAGUCCAUAGUGCUUUAUUUCAUCUACUAAUAAAAGUUGUCAUCUUUCAAACCAUUAUUUCAUUUAUGUCAAAAUCAACUGCUGACUGGGGCUUAUUCAUCAGAAUUUCAACAGCCACCCUACUUAACCAUUUAAGCUUUGAAUGUUCAGUUGUGUCAUGUAUACUUAGUACGUGUAUUUUAUUAUAAAGAUUUUCUAUUUGAGAGUAAAGUAUAUAAAUCAUUAAACUUGAAAUUAAAAUGAUACUAACAGCUGCGCAUAUUGUGUAUAGUUAUACACAUUCUUUUCGUGCAGAGCACUUUUCUUUAGAAAUCCAUUUUGAUAGAUCUGUGAUUAUAAUAGGCUAGCACAUUUCUUAUAAGCACCGAUUAAUAUUUUCUUACAAUAAAGUGAUUUUUUUGCCAAUUUAUUAUACAAUUAUGCUAGUUCAUAAUGAAAGCAUGGCCCAUAUUUACUGAUGUCGGGAGUCUGAAUGUGAAACUGCUCAGAAAACUGAAUUCUUAAAUGUUUCAAAAUAUCUAGAAUACAAGUAAUUUGGACAACAGAUGUGUUCCAGAUGGCAGAAAAGAUUAUUUGGAACAGAAACAGUCAUGUUAACCAGUCUGUAAUAGCAUGUUGCUAUUAAAUUGCUUUUCUGAGUGUAAGUGUAAAAUUUGACUGGAGACAUUGGUUGAUAUGUAAUAUGGGCCAUGUAGCAAUAGUUCUGAAUGUUUCAUGUUUUUGUUAUUUGAUUGUUACCUUUUCUGAUGUUCUUUAUCUGUCCAUUUAUGCCAGUUUAUCGACUAAUCAUCCUAUAAUAUUAGUAGGACUUUUUCUAAAUGUAUGUUGUUGUCAAAAUUAUUUGAUUGAUUCUUGUUAAUUCGUCUGUUUAAAGAGACUUGAUUUUAUAUUGGCAACAAUUUUUGUUGAGUUAUUUUACUGACUUGAUGAUCAAACAAAAAAAUCCAAAUGCAAGCCUAGAAUAAUUUAAUUUUCAAUCAGUUUCUAAUGCUUUUGGGCAAAACAGCAUUUUCUAUAACAUUUUUAUGUAACUAUAAACAAAAAGCACUUUUUUUCAAUCCCUGUAAAACAUGAAUUAGUCCCUUUAAGUCAGGCCCUUUUUGGAUCUUCUUGUUUAGAUGUUUGAUUGUGUAAAUAUAUAAUCAUUUGUGAAAUAGUUCAUUAAAUCAUUUUCCAUCUCUUAAUUGUUCGCUAUUAAUUGUUCCAUCAUUUUAAUGAUUAUGACAGUGUUCUUAGGAGUCCUUAGUGACAGUGUUCUUACGAGUGCUCAAUAUUAACUGUUCUUUCAUUUUUAAUGAUUAUGACAGUGUUCUUAGGAGUCCUUCGUGACAGUGUUCUUACGAGUGCUCAAUAUUAACUGUUCUUUCAUUUUUAAUGAUUUUGACAGUGUUCUUAAGAGUUCUUAGAAUUUGAUCGAAUUUUAGACUGAAAUUUUAGGUGUGUUAUGAUCUGAUAUCUUACAUUUGACUUGUUUGACUUUUAUAUUGAUGCCUCGUUUGUUGUUACAUUUCAGAGUUUAAUCUUGUUGAUGCUGAUAUUUUAUUUAACCAUAUCUAUGCAAUUCCAUUUCUCAUAAAAUACUGCCCAUUGGUACCAUGGUCACAGAUCUAUUAUAAUUUUUGAAACAUUUGAUCAGGCAAUUUUUUUCCAAUCAUCAUUCCAAGUUAACAUCUUAUUGCAGUCAUAUUUGAAAUAAAGGCUUUUGUUAAUAGAUAUAUAGUUGCGUGUUCUGUUUCCUUCUUGAAUUUUUCUUUCUAUGCUAGUAAUAUUCAAAGUUUAUUUAACAGAAAGUAUUUCCUUAAAAACCAGCUACAAAUCUCUUGUAUUCAAUAGACUUUUAUCAUUAUUCCAGCUUUAUUGGUUAAUAAAACAUUCGUUGGAAGUUAUGCAUGAUCAGGAAUUUAAACACAAAAAACAAUAAACUGGUGUCGGCAAAGAGCCAAGAUCAAAUUUGGAGGAAAUUUAAACAUCUUAAACCAACUGCACAGAAACCAUGCGUUCAUGUAAUGGUCUACAGCGGUCAGUGUUCAUGUAUAUAUUGAUUCUUUUUUUCUGCUAAUAACCUGUUUUAAAUUAUUCCAUCACACUUAUAUUAAAUGUAUAUAGCAUUCUUUAAUUAUUUCCUUAUAUCUUAUGAGCUUUGUGUAUCUCUGUUAUUGUUGAAUCAUUUUUGUUCUAUGAUUUUGUUAAAAACUUUUGACAAAACUGGAGCCUGCAUAUCCAAGCCAGUUAAUGUACUGGAUCUGUAUAUGGUCACAACUUUUGCUGGACAUCCCAUACAAUAUUGCUACAUGUACCAUUGGAAAUCAUUCCUUAACUAAGAAAAGUUCAAAAUUGGACCAGCAAUUGUUUCAUGAAAAAAUAACAUAUUUUACCUUGUCAAAAUCCACAUGGGGAAAUCGUGAAAGAUGGAUUUUAUGAGUUUUCCAUUGAAUAAGAGAAGAGGUUUUCACAUGUGUAAUUUGUGAUUCUAAAAGUGGUCAAAUUUGUUUAGUUAUUUAUUUUACAGGUUUAUUAGAAGCCAAACACAUCUUUCAAAAUAAAUAAAAGUGCAGCAAACAUCAAAAUUUUAGUGAACUAGCCAAUUUAUGGUUUGGAUACCACAGUGAUGUUCAAUGGCACACAUUCAUUAAAAAAAAAUGAAUUGUAAUACAACUGACAUCACAUAUUUUUUGUAUAUGUCUUGUUUUUUCCCCAUAGAAUUCCAGUUGAUUGAGCUGUUUUUGAAUUUGAUCAAACUUGUUAAGAUUGAAAAAAUAAAUUUUAUGUUGUUA
This is a messenger RNA of Mya arenaria, 5635 nucleotides long. Its product is annotated as OTU domain-containing protein 4-like. The transcript has 17 exons. Lineage: Eukaryota; Metazoa; Mollusca; Bivalvia; Myida; Myidae. The record is from RefSeq and is a predicted model, not a curated record. Bases 50 to 2704 code for a protein of 884 amino acids.